Rhododendron vialii is the source of this 965-nucleotide messenger RNA. RefSeq names its product ethylene-response factor C3-like. Gene Ontology annotation, molecular function: DNA-binding transcription factor activity; DNA binding. The record is from RefSeq and is a predicted model, not a curated record. The transcript has a single exon. Lineage: Eukaryota; Viridiplantae; Streptophyta; Magnoliopsida; Ericales; Ericaceae. Gene Ontology annotation, biological process: ethylene-activated signaling pathway; regulation of DNA-templated transcription. The coding region runs from base 39 to 707 and encodes 222 amino acids.
AAAAUAACUAGGAAUUCAAGUCAAGCCUCAUUUCCAAUAUGGAUUACAUUUCCCAGUACUUCUUCACCCAAUGCCCAAACUCAGAAAACACACAGGAAUCUUCCUUGGACUCCCCACAAUCUUUCUCAUGGGAAAAUCUCCCUUUCCAUCACAAUUCCCUCCCCUUCGAUUUCCACGACUCGGAGGAAAUGCUCCUGUUCGGAAUCCUGGCCGAGGGAGCGUCGAAGGAAUCCUCGGAGACGAAUUCCUUCGGCGGGACCAAGGAGGAGGAGGUGACCUCCGUCGCGAAAGACGAAAAACCCGUCAGGGAAAAGUCCUACAGGGGCGUCCGGAAGCGUCCGUGGGGGAAGUUCGCGGCCGAGAUCCGGGACUCCACGAGGAACGGGGUCCGGGUCUGGCUGGGGACCUUCGACGACGCGGAGGCGGCCGCCCUGGCGUACGACCAGGCGGCGUUCUCGAUGCGGGGGGCCACGGCGGUCCUCAAUUUCCCGGCGGAGAGGGUGCAGGAGUCGCUGAAGGAAAUGAAGUACGAUUUCGAAGUUGGGGGAUCCCCUGUGGUGGCACUAAAGAAGAGGCACUCAAUGAGAGAGAAGUCUGGCACUGCCAAAAGGAGUAAAGUUAGUAAUAAAGAGGUGAAAGUGGACAAUGUGGUAAUAUUUGAGGAUUUGGGGGCUGAAUACUUGGAGGAGCUGCUAAAUUCAUCUUAGGUUGCUUCCAUUUUUUUGUUACAUUAUGUUUCUUUCUUUUUUUGUAGUAUCCCUCCUUUUUUUUUUUUUUUUUUUUUUUUAUCCCUUCAAUUUUGCUUAUAGAUUAUCUUGCUAGGGAUCAGAAUUCUCCGCGGGUCGGGACGUGAAAAUGUUUCCUAGGAGUGUCCUCGUAUUGGAUAUUCGGUUUCUCAUUCGAGCUUUUUGUUUCCUUGUAUGGUAGUUGUAAAUUGUGAAAUAUAUAUCAAGUUUUGGUAAUUA